Molecule: messenger RNA, 11626 nt
Organism: Caenorhabditis angaria
Lineage: Eukaryota; Metazoa; Nematoda; Chromadorea; Rhabditida; Rhabditidae
Source: the annotation of a GenBank genome assembly
AUGAGCCCGGAAGAUGAAAAUGAGGUCGAGUGGGAAAAGUGAGUUUUUUGGGGGGAAGAAUAAUUUACUGUUUCAAAAAUUUUUGAUAUUCAAAUUUAGUUUUGAUUUAUUGCUCCGGUUCUUUAACUGUUUUGAUUCUAAAUUUCAAAAAAAAAAUUCACUGUUUCAGAAAUUUCAUAAGUUUUAUUUUUAAUUUUUCGGUCGAUUUUUCGAGUCAUAAGUGCAAGCAACAAAAAAGAACUCCCUAUUUUUCAGUUUCAGAAAUUCACUGUUUCAAAAAUCUUAGAAUUGAAAAAUUGGAAGAUUUAUUUCAGUAUGAGAUUGUGUCUGUAAACCAAAAAAAAUUUAGAAAUAUUGAAGUUUAAUUUAAUUUCCGUCACGUUUACGUGAAAAAUCCAACAGGAAAAAUAUAAAUAUUCAUUUCUAAAUUUUUUAUUCGGAGAAAUUGUCUUAAUUCUGAAAGAAGUGAGUUUCCUUCUAUAAAUCACAACGUUCCGAAACGCAAUUGGGUGAGAGGAGAGAGAUUCUAUAGAAAACAUACGUUUUUAAUGGGCAAACGUGCUCCAAUGAGAACAAAAACUCAAUUUUUUCGAACAUUUUCUGAGAGGUCGUUCAAACGUAUUGCCGACAUUGAUCAAACAAAUGGCCAAGCGCUAUACACACAUGUAUUAAUUUUCUUUCUUUUUUUGAAAACUGAAGCGAGGCGACAAGAGUUCACGCGAAUAAUCAACAGAACGUGAAUUCUUUUAUGGUUUUCUCUAAAUCUCUUCCUCUCACCAUUUUGCAUUUUAUCAUUAGCCUAAAAUGUUGUAUAAAAAAUUCACUGUUUCAAAAAUUUUCCAAGUUAUUGGGUGUAGUUUUUGAAUUGCUCCUGUAUUUUUUGAAUCCUUUAAAAUACCACAUAAAAAUUCGAAAAAAAUUCACUGUUUCAAAAUUUCUUUUAAUAAAUUCUUUUUAAAAAAAUCGUGUUAGUUAAAUUUUGUAUCAAAAAAUUUUUGUGAAAAAAAUUUGAUCUACCACAUUUAUUUUCGCGGGAAAAAUUUUCUUUGGUUAUAAAAAUUCACUUUUUCAAAAAUUUCCCAAAAAAACAUUUUUCUUUUAUAAAAAUCGUUUGGUUUUUGUAGUUUCAAACUAAAUUUUCGCACCAAAAAAUGGAUUUCCAAUUUUUUUCCCAACAACCUUGAAAACCAUCUGCUCUUUCACAUCAUUAGGUUGCCCCAAGAACAAUUCCUAGUUAGGCUAACUCAUGCGCGCCAUUUUUCAUUUUCUCCUCAAAUUCCUAUUUUUCUUCUUCUCCAAAAAACCUAGUUCAUCUUUUUUGUCGUCGAAAAAAGUGUGGUAAAUUCCGAAUAAACACCUGUGAUUUUUCACUGUUUCAAACGAAAAAUUGACCAUUUUUUCAGUUUGGAAGAAGCAGAUGUUGAGGCAGAUGAUGAAAAUUCGAAGAAUUUGAUGAAGGAACAACAGACUGACGAUUUUUGGCGCCAAAUUGAAGCAGAUGAUGAAAAAUAUACGGAAGAGUUUGGUGAGUUAUACUAAAUAGAAUAUUCUGAAAUGACACCUUGGCGUCAUUUUUCCUCGUUUGAAUUCGUUUCCAUUGAAACCAGGGAGAUUUCUAAACAUAAAGGUGGGUGACGUGGAUUUUUUGGUGCGGAAAAUUUACUGUUUCAAAAAAUAUUGAAUUUGAAAUAUAUUUCUAGGGUUUUUGAUAGAAAGUCAAAAUUUUGAAAAAUUAUUUUGAAAAAAAAUUCACUGUUUCAAAAAUAAUGCUAAAUUUGACCAUUUUUGAAAUUUUUGUUUUUCUUCCUCUUUUUGAAAAAUUUGUUAGUCAUGACGUGGAAUUUUUGAGAAAGAAAAUCUGAAAACUUAAUUGCAAUAAAAUUCACUGUUUCAAAAAGUACUAGAAUUUGAAAUUAGAAAAAAACUAAUAUUCGCAUUCCUGUGAUACUAAAAUAGUUAUGACGUGGAUUUCCGGCAUUUUUGAAAUUCGAAAUCAAAAUUAUUUUGGGAAAAAAAUUCACUGUUUCAAAAAUAAUCCUGAAUUUGACCAUUUUUGAAAUUUAUUUGAUGCUCCGAAAAAAAUUGGCGAGGCAUGACGUGGAUUUUUGGGGUGAAAAAAAUCAGAAAAAUUAAUUACGAUAAAAUUCACUGUUUCAAAAAGUACUAGAAUUUGAAAUUAGGAAAAAAUAAUAUUGAAAAUUUUAUGCAAGACAAAAAUAGUUAUGACGUGGAUUUUUUUGGGACAAAUUUUUGAAAUUCGAAAUCAAAAUUAUUGUAGGACGAAAAUUCACUGUUUCAAAAACCAUCGUAAAUUUGACCAUUUUUGAAAUUUAUUUGAUUCUCCGAUGGAAAAUUUUGUUAGUCAUGACGUGGAUUUUUGUGGUGAAAAAAAUCUGAAAACUUAAUUGCAAUAAAAUUCACUGUUUCAAAAAGUACUAGAAUUUGAAAUUAGAAAAAAUCCAAUAUUAACAAUUUUCUACAUCAAGUGUAGUUAUGACGUGGAUUUUCUGGAACCGAUUUUUGAAAUUCGAAAGCGAAAUUAUUUUGGGAGAAAAAUUCACUGUUUCAAAAACCAUCCUAAUUUGACCAUUUUUGAAAUUUAUUUGAUUCUCCGAUGGAAAACUUUUUUAGUCAUGACGUGGAUUUUUAAGGUGAAAAAAUCUGAAAAAUUAAUUCCAACAAAAUUCACUGUUUCAAAAAUAAUUCUAAAAUUGAGGAAUUUUGGGAAUUUUUGAUACUUUCUUUAUAAGUUUUCGGAUUUCUGAUUAAGAUCUUCGUAUUUUUCUUUUCAAGUAGUAGAUUUCUAACCUGUUUUUCAUCUCCUCUAUUUAUUCAUUAAUUAAGCUAAUUAACUAAAAUUCUGAAGUUCUAUUAAUUUUUUUUUCGAUCUACAAAAUCACUUGUGAUCAAAAAACAUUUUUUUUCGAAAAAAAAUCCGAAAAGGACAUUCAGAUUUGGAUUAUUCAGAGAAACUGAACUUUUUGAUUUUUUUCAAGGUGACAAAAUCCACUUUUCGGCAAAAAGUGGUUUUUGAAACUUUUUUUGCAUUGAAUUUUCUGACCCACUCAAAAAUUGUAUGUUUACAUUAUUCUUAUGUUCGAAAAUUUUUUUUCAAAGUGAAAAAAAACGGUUUUUUUUGAAUAGAGAAAGAAAAUGUCAGCGGAUUGUUAUCGGCAACGAAUUUCAGGCAGUUUUGAGGUCUAUAAUUUUGGUGAGUUAGGAAAACUUCUGGAAUCUUUAAUAGAAAGCUUUAAUUCUUCUGAAUAUAGCUCUGGAAUUUUGAAUUCGGAAUUCUCCCGCCAAAAACUUAAUUUCAAAAGCUUCAAAAUUUGAAUUCAAAUCUAGAAUUUCACUCCAAAAAUCCACGUGACAAAAUUGUUCCUCCUGAAAAACCAGCCAGAUUAAAAUUGUUUUCGCCAAGCCAAAAAAUGUCUCCCAAACUCCUGUUUUGCUCCAUUUUUUGCUCAAAACCUACCUGAUUUUCUUCCGAAAUAUUUACUUUUCCUGCCUACUCAAAAACAACAAAAAAUUCGGGUAUUUAUUUAUUUUAUUCACUUUUUGUUGUUGUGAUGAACACAGGAAAAAUUUAGUAGUUCAAUAAAUUUUUAUUGGUCACACUUUUUGAAUCUUUUCGGGUUUCUUUGUUGAAUUUUUAGCCCGAAAAUCUUUACGUGAAAAAAUUCUCAAAAAAAAAUUCAAAUUCAAAUCUUCCCGCCAAAAAAUCCACGUGUGAGCUUCCAAAAUUUUAAAUUCUAAAUUUUUAGCGCUAAAAUUUUCCACGUGGCAAACAAUUUUAAAUUUCAAAUUCAAGUUUUUUAGCGCUAGAAUUUUAAAUUUAUUUGUUCACGUGGAUAAAUUCUAAAAAAAAUUCAAAUUCAAAUCUUCCCGCCAAAAAAAAUCCACGUGGCAAAAUUGUCCCAAACAACAACCUAAACAUUUUUAUUGUUUCUUUUCUUUUCCCUUUUUUUUCUUCUUCAAAAAACACACACCCAACCCAGUUCCUUUAAUUUCUAAUUCAAACAAGUUUAUUCUUCCCCAAUCAGCUGACUUAGCCUAACUUCUUUUUCGAUUUUUAAUUUUUUUGGGACUUAUCCUAACUUUGAAAAUUCAUUUUAUUUUUGAAGAACUAACAAAAAAUGAUCUGUAAAUAUCGAGAUGUUCCAAAUCGUCUUACAAUUGGUGAACAAGAACCGACUGGUGAAUUUUUGGGGCUGAAAAUUUGAGAUCGGCGUGAAAUUUGGGUCUAGGAAGAUUCUGAUCCAGCUAAAAAAAUCUGAAAUUCCUGAUUUUCAGGAAGCGAUUGGUUUGGAGAUGAUCGAGAAUCGUUGAAUGAUUUUGCCAAAUAUUGGAAUAAUGAACAUUUGAGUGAUGUGAAUUUGAUUGUUGGCGAGGAAAUGUGAGUUUUUUGGGGUCAUCAAUUAAUUUUUUCAGAAAAAAAUUCACUGUUUCAGAAUUUGUUUGAACAUUUUUGGUCCUCGAUAAAAAUUGAUGAGAAUCUUGGUGUAAAAUUCUUCAGAGUCAAAUAACCUGAGUUUAGUCUCAGGCUUAUCCAAAACUUUGGGCCCUUAAUUUAGGCUUACUGAAAACCUCAGGCCUUCUUAAAUUCUUAAUUUGAUUUUUGUCAAAAAAACGCCAGAAUCGAACUGAUUUUUUAAUAUUUCGAUUUUUUUCAAGAAAUUUCGAAACGUAAAAUUUGGGAGUUUUUUUUGCAAAAAAAAUUCACUGUUUCAGAAUUUCUUUGAACAUUUUUGGUUUUCGAUAAAAAUUGAUGUAUGUAGAUACAAUUCCUUUGAAUUUAAAUUUCCUCAAUCCGAAAAAGCCUGGAUUCAAGUCAAGAUUUUCUAGGCUUAUCUGAAAUAUCAGUCUGGGCUUUCCGGGCUUUUCAGGCUCGGAUCUUCUAGGCUCAUUUAAAACUAAAUCAAGACUGAUUAAAAUUCUCAGGCCUAAAUUUAGGCCCGCCUGAAAGCCUAGGCUCAAAUCUAUUCAAAUUUGGUAUCAAAAAUCUCCAAACCUCGAUUUUUUCCAGUUUCCCCGCACAUCGCCUAAUUCUCGCCAAAUCCAGCGAAGUUUUCGAUCGAAUGCUCAGUCAACGUUGGAAUGGCGACGGCAAAAAGGAUCUCGAAAUCCAGGAGGACUCGAUUUGUCAAAAAGUAUUUCCCGCAUUCUUGCGAUUCUUAUACUGUAAUCAUGUGGUUAUGCAUCAGGAAAAUUGUCUUCCAUUGCUCAUAUUAGCCGAUAAAUAUAAUGUGACAACGCUGAAAAAGGUUGGGGAGUUUUGGGAACAUUUUUUGGCAGGGAUCUGAAAUUUCUCUAGCUGUCUAAUCCAUAAUAGAAUUUUAUACUCUCUCACCUUUUGGAAAAUAUGAUUUCAACUUUUCAAAUCUGAAAAUUCAACCUAAAAAAUGAAUUUUUGGAAUCAGAAAGUCACCGGGAAAGUUUUGAUAUACAUAUUGGAAAAACCUCAGAAUUUCUCGAAUUUUUGGGAAAUUCCAAGCUAGAUUCUUCACAGGGACGGAAUAAUUUUCUAGGUGUCCAAGCCAUCCUCAAAUUAUAUACUCUCUCACCCUCCAGAAAGACGGAACAUUUCUCUAGUUGUCUGCAAUCUCUCUAAUUUCCAUUGUCUCUAUAUCUUCCUUGAAACAAGGACUUUUAUGAUACCACCCAGUUAUUUUUGGAAUGAAAGGGAAGCGCUUCAAGACCAAAUAAUUUUUUUCUUGAGAGAAUUCAGAUUAUUUCUGUAUUUCAAAUCUCAAAUUUCAUCCUGAAAAGUGGAUUUUCAGAAUCAGUGAAUCGUGGGGAAAAUUCUGAUAUAAAAUUUGGAAUAACUUCAGAAUUUCUCGAAUUAUCUGAAAAUUCCAAGCUAAAAUCUUCACAGGGACCUGAAAUAUCUCUAGUUGCCUGGUGUCUCUUCAAUUUCCAGUGUCUCUCUCUUUCUGUCUUCCUUGAAGCAAGGCACGUUUUUUAUGAGACCACCAAGUUAUUUUUGGAAUGACAGGGAAGCGCUAUGAGACCAAAUAAGUUUUUUCUGGAGAGAAUUCAGAUGAUUUCUAUAUUUCAAAUUCCAAAUUUCAUCUUGAAAAAUGAAUUUUUGGAUUCAGAAAGUCGUCGGGGAAAUUUUGAUAACAAUUUUGGAAUAACUUCAAUAUUUCCAGAAUUAUCUGAAAAUUCCAAGCUAAAAUCUUCACAGGGACCUAAAAUUUCUCUAGUUGUCUAAUCUAUCCUCAAACUAUAUACUCUCUCACCCGCUAGAAGUACUUUUGCAUAAAAAAAUGACAGGGAAGCGCUAUGGGACCAAAUAAUUUUUUUAUUCAGAAAAUUCAGAUAAUUUCUAUGUUUCAAGUUGAAAAAUUUCACCUGAAAAGACGAUUUUUGGAGUCAGUGAAUCGUCGGGAAAAUUCUGAUAUAAAAUUUGGAACAACUUCACAAUUUCAAGAAUUAUAUGAAUAUUCUAAGCUAGAUUCAUCACAGGGACGGAAUAAUUCUCUAGUUGCCUGGUGUCUCUUCAUAUUCCAGUGUCUCUCUCUUUCUCUUCUCCUUGAAACGAGGAACGUUUUUUAUGAGACCACCCAGUUAUUUUUGGAAUGAAAGGCUAUCGCUACGAGACCAAAUAAUUUUUUCUUGAGGAAAUUUAGAUGAUUUCUAUAUUUCAAAUACCAAUUAUUUCUGUGAAAUGUGGAUUUUUGGAAUCAGUGAAUCGUGGGGAAAAUUCUGAUAACAAUUUUGGAAAAACUUCAGAAUUUCUCGAAUUAUCUGAAAAUUCCAAGCUAAAAUCUUCACAGGGACGGAAUAAUUCUCUAGCUGUUUAAUCUAUCCUCAAAUUCUAUACUCUCUCAUCCUCCAGAAAUACGGAAAAUUUCUCUAAUUGUCUGGUGUCUCUUCCAUUUCCACUAUCUCUCUCUUCCUUGAAACAAGAAUAAUUUUUAUGAGACCACCCAGUUAUUUUUGGAAUAAUGAAUGAAAGGGAAGCGCUUUGAGACCAAAUAAUUUUUUUCUGGAGAGAAUUCAGAUGAUUUCUAUAUUUCAAAUUCCUGAUUUCAUCCUGAAAAGGAGAUUUUUGGAAUCAGAAAGUCGUCGGGAAAAUUUUGAUAUAAAAUUUAAAAUAACUUUGAAAUUUCUGGAAUUAUCUCGAAAUUCCAAGCUGAAAUUUUCACAGGGACGGAACAAUUCUCUAGCUGUCUGAUCUAUACUCAAAUUCUAUACUCUCUCAUCCGCCAGAAGUACUUGUGCAUAAAAAAUGAAAGGGAAGCGCUAUGAGACCAAUAAUUUUUUUCCUGAGGAAAGUAUCUUCCUUGAAACUCUAUAUCUUCCUUGAAACAAGGACUUUUAUGAUACCACCCAGUUAUUUUUGGAAUGAAAGGGAAGCGCUUCAAGACCAAAUAAUUUUUUUCUUGAGAGAAUUCAGAUUAUUUCUGUAUUUCAAAUCUCAAAUUUCAUCCUGAAAAGUGGAUUUUUGGGUUCAGUGAAUAGUGGGGAAUGUUUUGAUAUCAAACUUGGAAUAACUUCAAUGUUUUUGGAGUUAUCUGAAAAUUCCAAGCUGAAAUAUCCACAGGGACGGAAUAAUUUUCUAGUUGUUUAAUCCAUCCUCAAAUUCUAUACUCUCUCUCACCCUCCAGAAAGGUGGGGACAUUUCUUUAGUUGUCUGCGACUUCUCUAAUUUCCAUUGUCUCUAUCUCUUCCUUGAAGCAAGGCACGUUUUUAUGAUACCACCCAGUUAUUUUUUUUGGAAUGAAAGGGAAGCGCUAUGAGACCAAAUAAUUUUUUUUAUUCAGAAAAUUCAGAUGAUUUCUACCUUUCAAAUUCCAAAUUUCAUCUUGAAAAAUGGAUUUUUGAAUUCAGAAAAUUGUGGGGAAUGUUUUGAUAUCAAACUUGGAAUAACUUCAAAAUUUAUAGAAUUAUCUGAAAAUUCCAACUUAGAUUCUUCACAGGGACGGAAUAAUUCUCUAGUUGUCUAAUCCAUCCCUAAAUCUAUACUCUCUCUCACCCUCCAGAAAGACGGAAAAUAUCUCUAGUUGCCUCCAAUCUCUUCAAUUUCCAGUGUCUCUAUCUCUUCCUUGAAUCAAAGAUAAUUUUUUUAAGACCACCCAGUUAUUUUUUGAAUGAAAGGGAAGCGCUAUGAGACCAAAUAAUUUUUUUCUUGAGAGAAUUCAGAUGAUUUCUAUAUUUCAAAUUCCAAAUUUCAUCUUGAAAUCUGGAUUUUCAGAGUCAGUGAAUUGUGGGCAAUGUUUUGAUAUUAAACUUGGAAUAACUUCGAAAUUUCUGAAGUUAUCUGAAAAUUCCAAGCUAAAAUCUUCACAGGGACGGAAUAAUUCUCGAGUUGUCUGACCUAUCCUCAAACUCUAUACUUUCUCACCCUCCAGAAAGACGGAAAAUAUCUCUAGUUGUCUCCAAUCUCUUCAAUUUCCAUUGUCUCUAUCUCUUCCUUGAACCAAGGAUACUUUUUAUGAUACCACCUAGUUAUUUUUCGCUUCGACCAUAAAAAAACCAAAUAUUUUCAGGUUUGCCUUGAUCAUGCGGAGACCGAAAUUUUGCCGUGUAUCGAGAUCAAGGAAUUGUUUUCGGUGUGGUUUUCGUAUGCUACAAAAGCCUAUCAUCCGGUAAGUCUAAGCCCAAGCCUAGGUUCUAGGCUCAGCCUGAAUAUAGGUAGGCCUGCAGCUGAAACUAGACUAGAGUUCUUAUUUGAAUUUAGGCUAGCCUAAAUUUCAGCUCAAAUAAGUAAUUUGAAAAUUGAAAAAAAAAAUCACUGUUUCAAAAAUUCUAUAAAGUUUUUGUUUGAUAAUAUUUUUUUAUUCUACACUCAGGAGAUUUUUCGCAAUUUUGCUGACCAGAAUGCGCGAUUCUGCUUGCUAAAACAUGCGGUUCGGACACUAUAGUGUUGCCGCGGAAUCGCCUAUCGUAGCAAGCGAAAUUUUCUUUUUUCGUAAUCGGCAAGAAAACCGGGAGUUGCUGAACAAAUUUCGAGAAAAAAAAUUAGAGGUUCAUUCUUUUUUUUUAAUGAAAGACAAAGUUUGUCGAGAUCAAAAUUAAUUUAGUUAUUGGUGGUACUGUAGCAUUGUAAUGCCAUAGCAAUAAAAAAUACCCCUCAAUAACUUGUGGAGAUGUCCUCGGGACCAAUUUAUAAUUAUUUUCUGCCCGACAAAAAAUGAGUUUUGCCUAUUGACAUGCUUUCAAAAGAAAUGCUCCGCCCACUAUCCAUCUCAAUAAAAAUGGAUCCAGCAAGAAUUUCGCAACUUGCUGGACCAAAUUCAUGACACAAAUUGCAACCUAAAAACGCAGCAAGAAUCGCGCGAGUCGCUAAAAGUGCAGCAAGGAGAUAGCAAGUUGUCGAAUCGUUGCCCAAAAUUUCCUGAGUAAAUUUUGAUAUUGAUAUGUGAGAUGAAAAAUUAUGAAUUUUCAAAAAUUCAAGCUCAAAGAAUUUUGAAACGUAGAAAAUCACUGUUUCAAAAAAUCAACAAUUUUUGUUCCCAGAGCCUAAUUCGAUCGUGUAUGCAAUCAAUUGCUUUGGAAUUCGACACUUUGCUCUCUGAAGAAUGGGAAAAAAAUUGGCAGGCUUUGGAUCGUGAUCAAAUGGUCGAGAUUUUGAAGUGCAAUCAAUUGCGAUUGACAAGUAAGCUGAAUUUCAAUACUUCUCUGAAAAAUUCCAGAAUUUCCAGAUGAAUUCAAGCUAUGGGAAGCGCUUCAAAAAUGGCUAGCCGCACCAAAUCAUCCAGAAAGACGGGGAAAUACUGCAAGUCCCCUGUUAACUCUAAUUCUACCCCUGAUCCGAUUUCCUUAUAUGACAGCUGAUGAAUUGAGUCAAAUUGAGCGCUCGCAGAUUUCGGAAAAUCAUCCAAAACUUUUUCAACCACCGAUUUUGUUGGCUUAUAAAUAUCAAGCAUUGCCGCUGGCGAGUCGCAUCAAUUUGAAGGAAUUUUCGACGAAAACUUUUUUGUUGAGACAAUAUGAGGAUGUUAGAUGGGAUCGGAGGAUUACACUCACCAAACAGUUGUUGAGAGUUCCCGGAGUUGAUCAUACUUUUAUGGUGAGGAUUUCGGGGGUUUUUGGAAGUGGAUUUGAAAAAAAGGCUUUUGAAGGAAAUUUGAAGCAAAAUUUAACAAACGAUCAUGAACAAAAUCAGAACUUUGUGAAAAAUGAGAAGUUUUGACAAUUUUUUUGAAACAGUAAAUUUUUGAAAGUAAUCAAAAUCGUUAAGCAGAUAAUUUUGCGAGACAAUUAUUUUCAAGAAUUUUUUGAAACAGGAAAUUUAGCGAGAAAAAAAAUCACUCAUUAGAAAAUGUUCGAAUAAAAUUAAAAAGAUUUUAGAAAUGAUAAAUUUUGAUAAAUUUUUUAAAUCAGCCAUAAAUGAAUCAGUAAUUUUUGCGAGACAAUUGUUUUCAAGAAUUUAAAAAAAAAACUUCCAGCAAACUUAAAAAUUAAACAAUUUUAGAAAUGAUAAAUUUUGAUAAUUUUUUGAAACAGUGAAUUUUGUCAAAAAAUUAAUUUGAAAUUCAAAGAGUCGUUUGUUCAAUGAUCGUAUUUGAAAACGUUCAAAACUAUGAAUUUUUUUGAAACAGUAAAUUUUGUGAGACAAAAUGAACUAUUCAAUCAGAAUAUUUAGCGAGGCAAACAUUUUCAAGAAUUUUUUGAAACAGUAAAUUUUGUGAGACAAAAAAUUAAUUCGAAACUUCUGAAAUUUGUAAAUUUUUUCAAGUAAAAACUCAAAUCACAAAAUUAAAAAGAUUUUAGAAAUGAUAAAUUUUGAUAAUUUUUUUGAGUAAACUUUGUGAGAAAAAGAAACUUGUUAAUCAGAAUAUUUACGGAGACAAUUAUUUUUAAGAAUUUUUCGUGUGAAUAUAGAGUGUGGUAUCAAUGAAUAAAUAAGAAAAUAAAAUAUUUUCAAGAAUUUUUUGAAAUAGUAAAUUUCGUGAAAAAAAAAAUAAUUCGAAACUUUUGAAAUUUGCAAUUUUUUAAAAACUCAAAUCAGUCAAAAUGUUCAAAUAAAAUUAAAAAGAUUUUAGAAAUGAUAAAUUUUGACAAUUUUUUGAAACAGUAAAUUUUUGAGAGUGAAUCGUAACCGUUUACAAUUAGCAGAAAAUUUCUCGAGGUAAAUAUUUUUAAAAGUUUUUUGAAACAGUAAAUUUUGCGAGAAAAAGAAACUUACAAUUAAUAAUCAGAAUAUUCAGCGAGGCAAACAUUUUCAAGAAUUUUUUGAAACAGUAAAUUUUUUAAGAAUUUUUUAAAAGAUAUCGAAAAAUGUUCCAACCCAUUAAUUUUCGAGUUUUUUUGAAACAGUGAAAUUUUGCAGCUCUCAACUCGUUCCUCAACAUAUCCAAUCUCCGAAUGGAAAUGGACCCUAAAACUUACCGGUCUAACAUAUUCAAAUACAAAUAAUUCGGAUAACUUGCGAAUAAUUCUGAUAGCUGAAGAUAUUGAUCAAAGUCGAGCAGUUGAAUAUAUGAUCCAAAUAGUUGAUGACAAAAAAAUCGCGCGAUCGUUUUCCGGCAAGAAAACGUUCACAAAAACGCGAUAUUCAUCCGAAUUGGAAAUGGAGAAGAAAAUCGAAUUUGGCGAUUUGUUGAGCGACGAAAAUUCGCAAUUUUUGUGCAAUGGAGAAUUGAUUUUACAGUUGGUUUUGAGACCUAUCGAUUGA